Messenger RNA from Brassica oleracea var. oleracea, 1137 nucleotides. RefSeq lists its product as uncharacterized. The coding region runs from base 1 to 1137 and encodes 378 amino acids. NCBI's taxonomy places the organism in Eukaryota, Viridiplantae, Streptophyta, Magnoliopsida, Brassicales, Brassicaceae. The record is from RefSeq and is a predicted model, not a curated record. The transcript has 3 exons. Gene Ontology annotation, molecular function: catalytic activity.
AUGGCCAGACUUGGCCCCCUGCUUGACGAGAUCACCACAAAUGACGUUGCGGCCAAUGAGCCUCUGCCACCACCACCAAGAAGAAAGCCAGGGAGACACCCGGGGAGACGAACUGUUAAUGCUAGCCCGCUACAAGGUGCAAGCUCCAAGAAGAGGCUAGCAAGCGUUAAACCCCAUGUCUGUCGCAGGAAGCUUACAGAUGGGAAAGAUAAAACAGAUAAAGCUAAUAAAAGGCAGAGGAAGAACAAAGACUCAACUAGCGACGGGAUUCCGCGUGAUCAAGAAGGGACAACCUCAGAGAACCUUCCUAUCUGGCACGGAGCUGGAGGCUUGGCCCUCUUCUGGAAACAAGAGCUUCACCUGAAGAUUUUAGAUUCUAGUCCAAAUGUAAUCGAUACUAUCAUUGUAUUUGAAGGGAAAAAGUUCUACUCUUUUUUCGUGUAUGGAAACACUGAUAAAAAGCUAAGACAAAACUUGUGGGAUCAUCUCCUUGGCUUAGCUCUGUCUCGGGAAGAUGCUUGGUCUGUUACAGGUGACUUAAAUGACAUAUUGAGCAAUGACGAAAAGAAUGGAGGAUCAAUACGACUGGAAGGAUCCUUCUCGAGCCUCAGAACUUUCUUCUCCGAAGCAGACCUCUUUGAUCUCCAACAUACCGGAGACCCUUUGUCUUGGAUGGGUAAACGAGGAAACGAUGUCGUCCGGUGUAGACUGGACAGAGCGGUCGCAAACACUCGAUGGGCUGAGUGCUUCCCCUCGGCUCGAUGUCAAUAUCUUGGUUUCGAGGGCUCUGAUCAUAAACCACUCAUAUCUCUGUUGAUAAAGGUGGGAGAAGAAGGCGAGGCAAAGAAGAUUGUUGCAGACGCUUGGAUAAGCGACCCUUUCUCUACCGUUACCGAAAAACUAGUGACUGCUAGGAGUGCAAUCUCAGCUUGGAACCACACUCAACAGCAAAAUAGCAUGAAGAUAAUUGAGCAGAAGCGGGAAGAAUUGAAUGCGGCUCUCUCUAGGCCUGUGGAGGACACAUCGUUAAUCCAAGAAAUUUCGACUCAACUAUCAGCAGCUUAUGCAGCAGAGGAAGAGUAUUGGAAACAGCAAAUUAGGCUUCUCUGGCUCAAUCUGGGUGAUAGGAACACAUGA